This is a messenger RNA of Artibeus jamaicensis (Jamaican fruit-eating bat), 5521 nucleotides long. RefSeq names its product protein kinase AMP-activated non-catalytic subunit beta 2 (gene PRKAB2). The transcript has 9 exons. The record is from RefSeq and is a predicted model, not a curated record. Gene Ontology annotation, biological process: signal transduction. Bases 200 to 997 code for a protein of 265 amino acids. Gene Ontology annotation, cellular component: nucleus; cytoplasm; nucleotide-activated protein kinase complex. Lineage: Eukaryota; Metazoa; Chordata; Mammalia; Chiroptera; Phyllostomidae. Gene Ontology annotation, molecular function: protein kinase binding.
GUGCUCCUGACGGGCGCUCAGAGGGCCGCACCGCCGGCCUUGUAGCCAUUUUAGGAGGAAACCCAGUUUGCUAGCCCUGGGCGCGGUUUCGAUUUCAAUAACUUUAUUGGUGGCUUUAUCAUCAGAACACCGAUCGCACCGGCAAGUGGGAGAGUAGGGAGCGCUUCACGGAAGGUGGUCUCCGACUGGAGCUGCAGCCAUGGGAAACACCACCAGUGACCGGGUGGCUGGGGAACGCCAUGGCGCCAAGGCUGCACGCGCUGAGGGCGCCAGCGGCCACGGCCUGGACAGGGAGCAUAAAAUCAUGGUGGGCAGCACAGAUGACCCCAGCCUCUUCAGCCUACCGGACUCCAAGCUCCCUGGGGACAAAGAGUUUGUAUCCUGGCAGCAGGAUUUGGAGGACUCCGUAAAGCCCACACAGCAGGCCCGGCCCACUGUUAUCCGCUGGUCUGAAGGAGGCAAGGAGGUCUUCAUCUCUGGGUCCUUCAACAAUUGGAGCACCAAGAUUCCACUGAUUAAGAGCCAUAAUGACUUUGUGGCCAUCCUGGACCUCCCUGAGGGAGAGCACCAGUACAAGUUCUUUGUGGAUGGACAGUGGGUUCAUGAUCCAUCAGAGCCUGUUGUUACCAGUCAGCUUGGCACAAUUAACAAUUUGAUCCAUGUCAAAAAAUCUGAUUUUGAGGUAUUUGAUGCUUUAAAACUAGAUUCAAUGGAAAGCUCAGAGACAUCUUGUCGAGAUCUUUCCAGCUCACCCCCAGGGCCUUAUGGGCAAGAAAUGUAUGUGUUUCGACCUGAGGAGAGAUUAAAAUCCCCUCCCAUCUUACCUCCUCACCUUCUUCAAGUUAUUCUUAAUAAGGACACUAAUAUUUCUUGUGACCCAGCCUUGCUCCCUGAGCCCAAUCAUGUUAUGCUAAACCAUCUCUAUGCAUUGUCCAUUAAGAUAAAGAAACUAAGGCUCAGAGAAGUUCAAAUUGCUAGACAGUGUGAUGGUCCUUAGCGCAACCCAUCGCUACAAGAAGAAGUAUGUCACUACUCUGCUGUACAAGCCCAUUUGAAGGAAUCCCUCCUGCCUCCCAGGCUUCAGAAGCAUCUCCCUUGCCUACCUGAGACUGGAAGGCUGAUUUGCUUGCAGGCUGAUAAUUGUGUUUCAGAGCCUCUAAGUAGGAUGCUCUGCUUUUGCAUUUGGUUGAAGAUGAGAGCUUUAUGAAUUCAUGGAAUUUAUUUUAAGUAAAAAGUUACAUAUAUACUGUCUGACACAAUUUGAGCUUGCUAUAGCAACAGAGUCUAACCUAUUCUGGCGCUCUCUCUUCCAUGGGACAAGCCGUUAUUCAGACUUAGACAGUGUUUUAAAAAAAAGUUACAUACAUAUAUGCAUAUGGGAAGGAGGUUAAUGGAAGUCUAGCUGGAUGUAUUCUGUCUGCCUGUGGGACUCACCAAGAACUGUUUAGGGAAGCUGCAGGAAGAACCUUCAUAAGAGGAAGCUCUUUUCCUAAAAUGAAUGGAGAGCAAACUCAGGGUCUGUGAGGGGUGGAGAAUAUAUCACUGCUACCUUGGCUUUCCAGGGGAUGGGGUUGUGCCAGAGUCCUGCCCUCCUUACAGCUGCCUGUUUGCAGGGGCUGCUUUUCUUGCAUGGUUUUUUCUGUAUUCCCAGAGUAUGGGGCACAAUCAGUGUUUUUUAUAAUACCAGAUGCCCAUAAGUACCCUUUUUCCUCUCAUUUCACAUUCUUGCUUUGAUAAACUAUUUCAGGUCCUAUACCUGACCCUCCCCUAACAGAAAAAAUCAUUGGGUAAAUGGCCCCUUUCAAUGACUGUGUGAUAUCUGACCCACCUUGGAGACAAGGGCUGUCAGAAAGCCUCCUUUUUGAUCCCAGCACAGGCCCAGGCUAGCUGUUACCACUUGGCUCAGCAUUAUAAGAAAGGCAGGAAUGCAGGUCUAUUUUCUUGUUUUAGUCUGAUGCCACAGCUUAGGAUAAUAUAUUGGCACAUUCCCAUGAGUUUUCCCACAAGGCCUGACUCUGUUCCAUGUUCUCUUUCUCAAAGCAGACAACUUUGAAGGUAGGAGUGAACCAAGAAAAAUUUGCAUGUCUUUCAUCUUUGGAAGAUUUUAUAUGCUUACACUUUUUUUCAAUUAAAAAUGUCUCUUCAUUGGUCUUAAGAGAAUGCAUAGAAUUCAGGCUCGUGAUUAAUGAUUCUCAAGAUUUUCUUCCCUAGUCUAGCCCUUUGCAACCUUACAUUAAUGUAGUUGACCCUGUGCAUAUUGUUACAGUAAAUGCUGUUCUAGAUACAGAUUUAUUCAGAUUCCUUUGAUAUACCUAAAAGGUUCCCUCAAAUUACAGAUUCAUUAGGACAAGAAGCAAGAACAUACUCUUGGUGUUUUAAGCCAUGAAAAGUAGUGCCUCUCUGCACUAAGUGCUAAUAGAAUCAUUUUGUUCUGCCUCCUUUUUAAGAACAUGUUUGAUGAUGAAUUGGGGUCAGCGACUUUCAUUUGUGGAAUGAAAAGUAGCUAUUCAACCUACUCUUGGGGUAUAUAGAACAUUUUCCAGGUAUCUGUGCCUCUUCCAUUACAGAUAAAUUCGACUUAAACAUUUAACACUGAAGGAGGCCAAACUUGAUGCCUGAAAGAAUGGCAAAUUUGAUCCUUUGCUAAGAUGAGCCCAGCCACACUGAAAGGGCACCCACAGGUCAGUUUAGUUGCCUCCUAGUUUCCCAUACAAAGCUGACAGAGUUGUCUUCCUGUAUGUAGAUGUCUUAGAUCCCCUUUGUGUGGCAGUAGGAUGUGGGGUUGUUUUGCAGGGAAUGCAGAUUGCUAAGUUCUUUGGUGCUUUAUUGCUGAGAGUAAAUAUUGUUUUAGCCACACAGGCCUCUUUCUGAAGCUUUUAUAGAGAACUUAUGGUCCCAGCCACUUUAUGAAUGGUAUGCUAUUUAAAAAAUCCAGGCCAAAUCCUAUUUUAACCAACUCAGGAUAUACAUCAUCUUCAGUUAAACUAGAAUUUUGUUUUUUUCUAAUACCCAUUAAUAAGUGGGCCAUUUUGGAGGAUUAAAAAUCUUGGAUGUUGCGUAAAUGAUUUUGUUGUACACACAUUUCUUGCCAACAGUAUUGAAAUGUAAUUGCUUAUGUGUUCAUGUAUUACAAUUUUUAUCCCACACAGGCAUAUUAGUAGAGUGGGGCAGGAAAAGAGAUCCCUUCAGUGUCUCUCUCAGGCCAGAGUCUCCAUUGAAUUGAGUCUGGCUGCAAUGACAGUUGGUUUUAAUGAUACCAACCUUCACAUCUCUCUAACUGGGAAAUGGCCAGAGAGUGUCAGCUUCCCCAGUUCUGAAGGACUCUCAGCCAGACAUGAAAUGGGAGUCUACUAACUGGUAUGGAAGGUGACAGGAAGAACCAGGGGAUGACUCCUUCAGUAUUGUUCCUUCUUUAUACUGCUAAUACAUCCCAUGGCCCUGAGAAGCCCUAUCACGCUUUCAGUCUGUCCCCAAGAAACUGCUUUAGAAGGUAAAUAGGGAGGGAAGAAGGUAGCCCAAAGUACAACUCACCCAUUCUUUUAUAUUGGUUAAAGAGAUAGUUUAUUUCUGCAAAAGAGAGUUUGGCAGAUUUUGAAAAUGAAUAAGAACAAGAAAAAAUUUUGGCUUUUUCUGGGGGUGUUGGGGAGUUAUAGGAGUUUCAGAGUCAGAAGAGUAAAAAAAAAUAGCUCUUGGAAUGGUUAACCUUUUUAAAGAACUGCCUCAUGGUUUAAGAGUUGUGGGAAAAAAGAAUGACUUAGCUGAGGAGUAAUACUAAGAAAAUAACAACUUGAGUAACUCAGAACUAUGCUUUUUAAAAUCAGGCAUAAAUACUAGUGUGCUUGGAUCCCAUUGUACAGAAUUUACUGUAUAAAACAUCUUUCCUUUUACUCUUGUUCCAGUUCUCUAUCCUUUUUUUAUAUUCUGCUUUAACUUCAUUUGUCAGGCAGACUUUACCAGGGUCUCAAGUCAAGCAUUAACCUAAAAUAAAUGUUAGUCAUCUUGCUGGUAUGGAGAACUUUCAGUCAUGGUCAUUAGCUUGCAUGAAGCUAGAGUUGAAUGGUAUUUAAUCACUGUAGGCAAUACCUGUGAAGGGCAUACUUGGCUUAAUAGUGUUGGUUUUUAAAACAAUGCUUAUAUGGUAAAUCCUGUAAAAUAAGAAUCCAAGAGAACUUUCUGAGACAAUCCUACAAACUGGACCACUCACUUCCCUUCAAUUAUUUCUAGUCUCUUGUAGAUCUAAUCAGUCUGAGAUUAAACCUUUGAAAAGUGUCAGUACUCCAUGUAUACUGCUAAAAUGAAGUUAAAUUUGCAAAGUGUUACUUCACACUGGGUAUAUUAAUCUGGGUUAUAAAUGAAGGAGACAUACUAAUGAUAGAAAUCCCUGCUUUUAACUGGGAGAACAGGGCUUUUAAAAUGUUGAUCUCAAGUAAUGAUAUGCAGUAGUCUGUGUGUGUCUGAAAUACAUUCUGUUCUCAGAGAUUUCUAAAUCCUCAUGUUCCAGUGAUUUGGGCAUGGGUUCACUAGCAGAUACACAGCUUGUUCCUAUACUAUUCUGACUCAUCCAUAAAGCCAGGUUCUUGCUGUCUUCUACCCUAACUUCAAGGUUAGGGAUAGAGGACCCCUAACCUUGGAGGGUUAGGGGUCAAGGUCUUUUAAAACUCUGGAUCUGGGCAUUUGUCUAUUCUUAAGCAUCAAUCAUAAUUGGAGCUCGAAGGGCUGUGAAUUAUGCAAAAAGUAAAUUAUCUUUUUAAAUUAUUUUUUUAAAGGUUUCAAGAAAAAACACUCGAGUCUGCUACUUAUGAAAUCCAGUUCUUAGUAAUGGAAUAUCUAAGAUUCAUAUUUGGACUUUGUCUUGAUUUGCUUUUCUCAAUUGUGCUUUGAAGUAAAUAAGUUUUGUUAAAAAUUAAAAUUUUUAUUAGAUUCAACAUCAAUUGGAGAUUAAUUAAUUGUGUGUAGCACAGUGCUUUUACAGUAAGACUGGCAUGAAAUACUAAACACUGGAUUUUAUAGUCAGGUUAAAAGGUCAAGGAGUAACUACUAUAAGUAUUGCAUUAUGUUUUGAUCAUCUCACUUUUCUGUUUCUGUCUACAGAACAUUCAACCUUACCCAGGUCUGGGUUUUAGAACAGCUGAGCUCACUCAUGUUGUUAGGUCUAAUCUCCUUACCAGGCCCUGUAUGUGAGACUUGUUUGAAGUUUGGUAAAUAGGAGGAUGUUGGUUGUUACUACACUGAAACAUUUUGAAUGAGUGAAGCUCUGUUAUAAAGGGAAAAUAAUACUAUAAUAUGAAGAGAAGUAAGAUAUGUAGGAGUCCUUUAAAUGGUGCUUUUGUAUCCUUUAGUGCUGACAUGCAGAGCUGCUUUUCAAUACUUAAUAGAGGAGUAGCAUUCAAGAAUGUAUUUUAAAACUUUUAUUCAAAUGUAAUUUGUCACUGUACACUGACAUGUCUGAAAAUUAUGUGAUGUAACACAUACAUAAAUGUGUUUUUCCAUAAAGCUAUUGAAUAAAAGUAUUACACAGCAA